UGCUCCAUCUGGAGAAGCCAUGGCUCUAAUUCUGAUGCAGGUGUUCUUCACUGUGAUAGGUGCUAGUGGAAACAUAUGGAGUGUGAUCAACACGGCGCCGAGCAUAUUCUUGUUUGCUUUGGUCCAAAUUGGGACACACCUUGCUGUGAUAUUGGGUGUAGGGAAGCUGCUCAACAUUGAGCUAAGGUUGCUGCUUUUGGCAUCAAAUGCUAAUGUUGGAGGACCUACUACUGCAGCUGGAAUGGCCACGGCAAAGGGAUGGAACUCGUUGAUCGUUCCCGGGAUUUUGGCUGGAAUAUUUGGGAUUGCCAUUGCAACCUUCAUAGGGAUUGCAUUUGGAGUGAAAGUCCUCAAGUUCAUGUGA
This is a messenger RNA of Raphanus sativus (radish), 364 nucleotides long. RefSeq lists its product as uncharacterized. NCBI's taxonomy places the organism in Eukaryota, Viridiplantae, Streptophyta, Magnoliopsida, Brassicales, Brassicaceae. The record is from RefSeq and is a predicted model, not a curated record. Bases 20 to 364 code for a protein of 114 amino acids. The transcript is spliced from 2 exons.